Molecule: messenger RNA, 1679 nt
Organism: Salvia hispanica
Lineage: Eukaryota; Viridiplantae; Streptophyta; Magnoliopsida; Lamiales; Lamiaceae
Source: RefSeq, a predicted model, not a curated record
CUUAGCAGGUUAUCAUGGGCUUCAUGCUUCCGAGGUUCAUCGCCAUUAGACCAACUUAUUAUCCUCUUGCAGGGCAUUUCUACUACGACGAUAAAGCAAGUGUGGUAAAUCUUGGGGAGAGGAGUGUGUUCAGCACACUGGUGAAGAUUGAAGUGGAAAGAGCAACAAGCAACACCAACUACGUUCACCUCCGCUUCAGUCAUUCCAACAGGUAUUGGUCGAUGAGAGUGGGUGGCAACGGCAUCGAUGCUGUAUCGAAGAAGCCCGAGGAAAACACAAAGAAUCCUUCAUGCACGCUGUUCCAACCGGUUCAUAGGUUUGGUGCGGCAGAAGGAAUGUUUGACUUGAUUUACGUUCCGACUGGUCACCGUGUGUUGGUAGAUGCGCGAAACUGGGGCAUUGUCAUCGCCGGAAAUACCCUAGAUUUGUUCGGUAAUUUUAGUUAUGUGGAUUGGAGUACAUUGGUCAAACUGCCUCCCCACGUCACUUUCAAAGGGGAUAACGGAAGGUACCUUACAGGAGUGGCCCAAGAUGGGUACAACUACCUGCAGUACUCAUCCAGUGAUAUUGAUCCGUCGUGCGGCCAUCGCGUGUCGUUGAUGCCAGACGGACAUGUCCGGAUAACGUCGGAUCACUGGGGGGGCAAGUUCUGGAGGCGCAGUCCUAACUGGAUAUGGGCCGAUUCGGACGCGUCUUCCAUCGACAACCCCGAUACUCACUUCUGGCCGGUGAAACUAGCCGGCGACAACACCAUUGCACUCCGCAACGCCGGCAACAACCGUUACUGCUCACGUCUUUCCCAAGACCGGAAGACCAACAUGUUAAAUGCGGCCUGGAUCGACAUCCACGAUGUAGGAAAAAUGGAGGUGCAAGAGCUUGUGUCGGAAAGAAACGUGUACAACGUGAAAUUUCGGAUGGAGGACGCCAGAAUAUACGACGAGGAGCCUUACAAUGCAGGCUCAUCCCAGCUUGAUAACAACAGAGACGAGGGGGCUGAUAUGUCUGUUUCGGUUACGUAUCAAGACGCGAAAUCUUACACUUUUGGUCGGAGCUUAUCUUUAACUGCAGGGGUGGAAACCAGCUUUAGCACUGGCGUUCCAUUCAUUGUGGAAGGAAAUAUCAAGGUCUCAUUCAAGAUAGACACCGCUCUCAAGUGGGACGAAACCACAACUACUAGCACAUCAGUUACUGCUACCGGUUCCGUUCAUAUCCCUGCAAAGAGUAGUGCUAUCAUUGAGUAUGUCGGGACACAGGGCACUUGCGAUGUUCCUUAUUCUUACACGCAGCAAGACAGAAGCUCCACCGAUGGCACCAUUUCUUACACGGAGCAGGAUGAUGGUAUUUACAAAGGCGUCAGUUGUUACAACUUCCACUUUGUUACCAAAUCCGUUAAAGCCCUUGUCUGAACAUCCCAUGCCGUUUUCUCAGCCGAUCUGAUCUGAUCUGCUCUCCUCAAAACAUCCAUUACCUUUGCCUUUUUAUUUAUUUUUAUUUUUUUAAUUGUGUGUGUUUUUCGGUAUGCUUCUUUCAGCUUUGGUUUCCCGUUGUUGUUGUUGUUGUUGUGCUAAUAAUUCCAGAUAUAUGUAUCUGAUGAUCCCCAAGUUAUAUGUAUACUCUAAGUUUCGUUCUGGACUUCUGGUUGAUUUGAAUUUUGAAAUAAAAUGGAUGUUUCAAUAUAA